GGCCAUUAACCUUAGAUUUCGUAAUGACAUGAUUCGGAAAAUAACGCGCAAAACUGAACUUAACAACUAAAGAGAGAAAAAAGUGCGACGAUUUUGGCCUGAAUUUGUACUUGAAUAUCUGGCAGUUGGGGGAAACUACCAUGGGAUUGUGUGAUCUAGAGAAAGGGGCGUUUAGCUAGACAGCACGUAUCAGAAUUUCCGGAUCUACGAAGACGUUCGCGGCAAAGAGAUCGUUGGUUUGAUCGCGCAAUCGACUCGGAGGGUUUUGUGCCCUUUUUGCUCCGACAAUGUUUUUUGCUCGGAUAGCCGUUCCGGUGCUCGCGUUGCUUUGCAUCGUACGAGGAGAGUUGUUUCCCGAUGUCCCGGACAAUGUGCAGCUUCGCAAAGACUCAAACAUUAAUCUAAUGAAAGUGCUAGAAAGUUUAGCUCCUGUAGCUGGGGACGAGGAUGCGGGUCUUCAACCGGCAUCUGAAGGAAUCGAGAGAUUCAGGCGUCAACUGAACACGCAAAAAUCAAAAGACUUUACCUCGGGGAAUACUGAGUCGAUUGGGGCAUCCCAUUCGGCAGAUGGGGAAAAUGACAGUGGUUAUGGGCUCGCUUCUGAAAGUAGAAGCGAGAUAUCGAGGGGUGAGAGUGCAACCAAUGUGCAACAAACGGAGGAUGCGGCGAGUGGUAGCGGAUCCUGGGAUCCAAUGCACCCUCCAUUGUCGAAUACCCGCCACAAUCCAAAGGUGGCGGUACCACACCCUAACACCCCGUAUUAUCACCCCAAGCCGGCUGACCCCGCACCUAUGCAGCCACCGGCACCACCGCCAUCACCGCCUGUGCUAAUCCAAACGAUAAUCAAACAGAUUCCUAUUCCUAUGAAAAAGGCGACUAUCGGUAGCAACCAACAUACAAGACUUUCACACAAGCACACACCAGACGUUAAUUCGUUGAAGGCUGACGAGGCAGCAUUUAUCUCCGCGUUGCAUAACGAAAACGAGGCUAAAUCCGAGACGCCAGUUCUCCCAGGGAGUGAGGGCGGAAUCCAGGACCCAACGCCUGCAGCAAGUGGAUAUGCAUCUGGUGCCGACGCUGCGAGUGGCUCCAAUGCGGUGCCCGAGGAAGUAGCGUCAGGGUUUGAAGGCAGAAAGGACGAGGUGACGCUUGAGAGCGGUAGCGGGAUGAGCUUCAUCUCCGGUGAUAACGACAGUGCAGAGGCCACCCUGGAGGACGCAACUGGGGAGUCUGGUGACGAGGACUUCUUACCAGGCAGCAUCGGAGGUGCGACCAACCUACAACAGGAUGAAGCCAAGGCGCAGACAAUCAGGUCUGGGUCAGGCUCUGCGGCACCAAAGCUUACAGACAAUGCUGCAAAGGAAGUACAGCAGACACCGGUUGCUCAAGCUGCCGAAGUUGUCGCCAAGGCUCCUGUGAAGGCUGCCAAAGAUGUUGCUAAAGCGCCUGCGGUUGCUAGCACAGCAGAACAAGCUGUUGAUUCCAUGAAGCAAGCACAGCCUUCUGCAGAGUCGGACACUGAAGACUCGUUGAUGGCUCAAGCCACUGUCCCUAAAGAGACCGCUGCAGUUGCUGCUCCUCAAGAGGAGUCUGGAGACUCUCUAAUGGUAGAAGCUAGUACUCAAGCCCAAGCUCCGGUGCCACAAACAAGCCAGGCAGCUCAAGCAAACACUUUGCCCCAAACUGCCGACAAGCCCCAAGCACAUCAGAGUAACCCUGUCCCAGAGGUUUCACAAGUCGCGCCAAAGGCAAGCUUAGCGCCUAAAGCAAAUGCUCUGCCACAAACGAAACCAACCCCACAGGACCAGGACGCAUCUGGAGAUAGUGAUGACGAAGAGGCGCUACCAGGCAGUGUCGGAGCAGACAAAGAUAUCACAGGGCUAGAGGGAUCGGCAUCAGAUGACAAGGCUAGCAACCAGAAGUCUAACGCUAUUCCAGAGAAAACAACUACGGGGUCAGUGGAGACGGAAGUUAGCUCCGAUUCUGGUUCCGGAACGAAGCAGAACCAGGCGACGUCCACAAUUGAAGCUACGCCACCAACUAUAGUUGGUCCGACAGCAGCUCCACAGGAGCAGGACAUCUCGGGGUCUGGCUCUAAAGACUUGAUGGCUGAUGGGAAUGAGGAGCAGCUGCCCGGAAGUGUUGGUGGCAUGGGGCCAAACCUUAUGACCAUGAACAACCUUGCAAAUGGUGUCUCCGGUGACGAUGGAGAGGACGCUGAGAGUAGCUCCGCAUCAGGGCAGGAUUCAAAUGACGCCGAGGGUUCUAAGAAAGACACCAUUGCAAAGGCAGCGCCAGUGGCUGUCACAGCAAACACGGUGAAAAAGGUAACCGAGGGAUCUGGCAUGGAUCUUGGGUUCCCUGAGACUGCAUCGGGAAUGGCCCAACAACAACCUGAGCAGCAGCUUCCGGGUGGUGACGGAAAUGAUGCAAAUUUACAGCUCAUGAGUUCAGGUGAUGACGUUAGUUCCGGUUCCCAAGUAAUGGAAGAAAGAGAUAGUUCGGGAGCAGUUGAGGUCAAUACCCCUGUCUCGUCUGGUGCCGGGGUGAGUUUGAAGACACAAGCAGCUGUUCUAAAUGACGUGACGGAAUCCAGUGGUGACAAUGAAGCAUCCUCCGGGUCAGGAGCUGCCAUUCCUGGAGACGUUAAGGUAAAGAAGCCGAAAACAACAGCUGCGCCUGCCGCCACUAUACCGAUCAGGCCGGAACCAGUCGUACAGCAGCAGAAAGCUUCAGACACCAUUAAGCCUCUCCCAGGUAGCGAGGGCAAGGACGAUACGAUCAACCUUUCUGGAUCUGGAGAACAGGAGGACAACUCAGGUAGCUUCUCUAAGGACCAGGAGGUUCUUCCCGAGGUAAAAAAGACGAACACCGAGAAACCAGAAGAAGCUGUCUCUCAAAUCUCCAACCUUGAUAAGGAGUCAGCGCUGAAGGCUGCUCUCAGCGCCGCUGGCCUCAACAGCGUGCCUUUUGCCCUUGGCUCAGGAGCGGGAUCUGGAAUUGAGCUAGGGGACUCCCUGAGUGGUUCCGGAAUAACUGGGACCCUGGAGUUUACCCCUGUGAGUAAUUCCAAUGAGGCAGUGAUAAAUUUUUACGGGAAGAAGGAAGCGAAGAGUGGAGGAGAGCCGUUACUAGAGGGAUCAGCGAGCGAACAUGUGUCUGGUGAAAACAGGCAUGAUAUUCCCGAUCUUGACGAUUCGACCGGAAGUACGGAUGUUGGUCCAACGGAGGAGGCCGUUGAAGAGGAGAAGGAAGAAGAAGUCGGUUGGCCAAAAGCAGGCGACACCGUCGAUCAACAAAUGUUGGACCACUUCAUGAUCAGCCAGAUCUUGGAACAAAACCUCACCCUCUUCUAUGGCGGUCUCAUGGGCCGAUCUGGUCCAGUAGGGCCUCCAGGACCACCAGGGUCACCAGGAGAUCGCGGGCAAACCGGAGUACCUGGUCCUGUAGGACCUGAUGGGGACAUCGGCGCCCCUGGGGCUGAUGGGGUACCUGGUCCAAAAGGUCCACCUGGGCCUCCAGGGUACCCGGGAUUCAAGGGAUACAGAGGACCCCAAGGACCUCCCGGGAUAGCCGGAGAACCCGGGCCACCGGGUAUUGGUGGAGGUAUCGGUUAUAUGGGACCCCCAGGUCCUGAUGCUAUUAUGCCGAACUGCUCUUAUAUCUGCGAGGGAGAGCGCACUCUUCUUCAUUGCAAACAAUAUGAGAUGGUCAACGUCAAACGAGCUUUCUGGGGACGUGAGGACAAACAAAUAUGCGGAAAUGCCCCAAUCGGUCUGACCGCCGACAAGCCGUGCGAGACGGACACGGAUAACGUACUCAAGAAGAUCAACAACCAAUGCAGGAACCAGCAGGUGUGUGAGCUUGUAGCCUCCAACGUCUUCUUUAAUGAUCCAAGUUGCAAUGAUGCAUACAAGUAUCUCAAGGUUUGUCACGAGUGUGUGCCCGACACCGCAAAUUCUGUGGACGUCUUGAGAGAGUACGGUAAGCGCAAGAAACGAGGUACUAAGUUGGACCACAUCUUGGACAGGAUGAAGAAGAAAGAGGAGAAAAGAAUCAUGGAUGAUCUAUGGAUACGACCAUUCAAAGCUCCAUCUUUAUAAAAAACGUGACAAUAAUAAGAUUCUGUAUAGGGCAAACAACAGGUUUAUGGAGUUAUUGUAAAUAGAGAGGGCAGGUUCCAGGGCCUUUACUCGCACAGUCAAAGCCCAGAUGACCAAAAGCACAGUCAAAGCUAAGGCCUGGAUGGCUACAGGUCUUGGUUACAGAGGCGGCUUGGGCCUAACAUCGUGCUUUUUAGAAGGAAUUUGUUGGUUGGAUGUGGCAUUCAAACCCAGAGGGUGGACGUAAAUCCAAAAGUAUGGAAAGAAUAUAUCUGUACAAUAUCACUUUCUGCAAAAUGCUGGGCCUUGACUGUGAAGGCUAGGUCCUUGGUCUUUGAUGGCCAUCUUUCGAAGGGUAAUCCAAUUCUUCAUCUUAUAGUUAUUUCUUACGUAGUCUGCAGUAUCAAAGUUACAAAGAGGCAAACCAAUGAUAAUGAUAUGUUCUAGGAUGAUUACGGCUAACUAAAGGCAAAAAUAAGGACCGGUUGUCCGAUUUCACAAUAUGAACUAAACAUGAUAAUACAAUGUAAUGUUGUUAUUGACCAAAUAAGUUAUGUUAGUAUGUGAUAAAAUGAUUUACGACAAUAGCAUUAUUAAAUAAUUUAUAUGUCAUGGAGUAAGCCACCCAGAUCUUUGCUUGGUUGAAUCCCAAAACACUAAUUAGAAGACAAAAUGUGAGAUAAAAAAUUAGAACUGCCAAAGACAUAAUUAAACAUUCGACUGCUUCAAUUACUGUAAUACAGAUUGAAGAUUAACGCAAACCAUGUAAAAUAGAAGUUUUAGAAAGACUUAUCUGUUUAAUCAGAUUCAUAUGUGCUUUUAUGCACAGCAAUAAUGACUGUAAUUGAAUGGUCAAUAUUAUCAAAACAAGAAAAUUUCUUGGAUAAAAUGGGGCCUAGGAUGGACCCCACUUGUUUUAUUUGUAAAUAUGGUGGUGUUGACUGAAGGGUCAAUUUUGGAUAUGAGUUCUUAUACAACUGUCUUGUGUUUAGAGUAGCAAGGGAAGUCUAUGUAAUGCUCUGAUAGAGAUUAUGUAAUAAAAUGUUAUCAUAGAGACUAUAUUUGUGAGAGGAAAUAGAAACGAGGGUAUUCGUAUCGACAGAUUUCUUGAAAUAAAGUUUGCUAAGAACCUAA
Molecule: messenger RNA, 5237 nt
Organism: Nematostella vectensis (starlet sea anemone)
Lineage: Eukaryota; Metazoa; Cnidaria; Anthozoa; Actiniaria; Edwardsiidae
Exons: 6
Coding region: 288-4103 (1271 amino acids)
Molecular function (GO): carbohydrate binding
Source: RefSeq, a predicted model, not a curated record